Messenger RNA from Lactuca saligna, 585 nucleotides. The record is from the annotation of a GenBank genome assembly. Lineage: Eukaryota; Viridiplantae; Streptophyta; Magnoliopsida; Asterales; Asteraceae.
AUGGCUGCAUCUAUGUCUUCAUAUGGGAUUAUAGUCCCAGCUUCCCGACACUACUUCAUCGUCAACGCACAACCAGGUGAGGAUGUGGAUGAAAUAAUGGUCCUCGACCCCUCUCCAACUCAGUCAGCAAUGAUUCACGACUCUGGAGACGUCUUCUCCGUGAUGUCUGAUGGUGGACCUGCUUAUACAACUCUUUCAAUGGAAUUUACAACUAAUCACGGAUCAGUAGCCAUUGCUAGAUUCGUGGAUGGAUCACAAGUGGCCGAUGAUCAACAGCCUAUGAAUAUUGCCAAGUUUAUAGUCCUGCUAGAGUCUCGUCAACAACAACAACAAGAUGAUGAUCAUGAUCAUGAAGACGACGACGAUAAUGAUAAUGAUAAUGAUGAUGAUGAUGAUGAUGAUUAUGAUGAUGAUGAUGAUGAUGAUGAUGACGAAGACGAAGACGAAGACGACGGUGAUGAUGAUGAAACAGAGGAAGGAGAUGAUGAAGUGGAAGUGGAAGUGGAAGAGGAGAACUACAAAUCAGAUGAAGAAAAAGAAGAGAAGGAGGUGAAGGAGAUGAAGGGGAUGGAGAGAUUUGCGUGA